AGCGUUUGGGCUUCGGCCAAGUUUUGGGACGCCCCAACGAUGAUGCACCUACGCUCACGUUGGAGCCCAAAGGCCUUUGGCACAUGGUGGAGAAACCUGAACACCGGAGUUCUGAAGGAAGCAGACCAUGAGAAGCGCGUGAGUAUGGUCCCUGCGGUAGCGGAAAAGCUCAUCGCCAAGGGCUACAAGAUCGCCGUGGAGUCCGGCGCUGGGCUCAAAAGCGGCAUUCCCGACAGCGCCUACCAGGCGGUGGGCUGCAGCGUGGUGAACCGCAACCAGGUGAAGGAGAGCGAACUCCUUUUUGCCAUCAAUCCGCCGCCCGCGGAAGAACUCAAGAGCAUGACAGGCAAGACCUUGGUAGCCUGGAUCGGUCGUCGGCUGCCUGAGGGCGAGGCCUUUGUCAAAGCGGGCCAGGAGGCCAAAGUCACCUUGAUCGACACCACCGCGGUGCCCCGCAUCACGAUCGCGCAGAAGAUGGACGUGCUGUCCUCACAGGCCAAGUGCGCUGGGCAUCGCGCCGUGUUAGAAGGCGCCUAUGCCUUCGAGCGAUUCUACCAAGGUGAGAUCACCGCGGCCGGCAAGUAUCCGCCCUGCCACACCAUGGUCUUGGGCAUCGGUGUCGCCGGUCUGGCGGCCAUGGGCACCUCCAGCGCUCUGGGGAGCGUGGUGCGUGCCUGGGAUGUUCGAGACGUCAGUGACCAGGUGAAGUCGAUGGGCGGCAAAUGGAUUACUGUGGACUUCAAGGAGGAUGGCGCUGGUGCCGGCGGUUAUGCCAAGGAGUCCUCCAAGGAAUUUCAAGAGGCUCAGAAGGCGACCUUCCACAAGCACGCGAAAGAGGUGGACAUCAUCAUCAGCACCGCCGCCAUCCCUGGGAGGAAGUCACCGGUGCUCAUCGAGGACUACAUGGUGAAAGACAUGAAAUCUGGCAGCGUCAUCGUCGACCUGGCUGCAGCAGGUGGUGGCAAUUGCACCUUGACCAAGGCCGGGGAAUCCUACGUCACAGACAAUGGUGUGACGAUCAUUGGCUACACCGAUCUCGCUGGACGCAUGGGGAUGCAAGCCUCCGCCAUGUAUGCCACCAAUAUGAUGCACAUGGUGAACCACGUCACGGGCAAGGAAGGUGCAGAGGCCUUCAUGCCCAACGUGAACAAAGCCUUGGGCAGCGAUGAGGGCGACAUCGUGGUGAAGUCCAUGGUGUGCUGCAAGGAUGGAGAGGCCAUCGUCGCGCCUCCGCCCCCGGAACCCACGCCAGUGAAGAAGAAGGAGCCCAAGGCCGAAAAAGCCGCCGCUGUGAUCGACCCCGCACAGGAGGCCAGGCAGACCAGCGCAGCAGUGGCAGGCACCUCCGCCCUGGCCAUUGGUGCCAGCUUGGGUGGUGAUCCAGGUUUCAUCGCUUUGUUAAACACCUUCGGCUUGGCGGGUGCUGCGGGAUACCAGGCAGUGUGGGGCGUGACCCACGCGCUGCACACCCCACUGAUGGCGGUCACCAACGCCAUCAGUGGUCUCACUGCAGCGGGCGGUUUGAUGCUCAUGGGCACGGGUGGAGGAGCUAUGGCCCAAGGACUUGCUCAGGCGUCCGUGGCCAUCAGCGCGGUGAACAUCGCUGGCGGCUUUUUGGUGACCAAGCGGAUGCUUGACCUAUUCCGGAAGCCAGGGCAGGAGGAUUUCACCAGCAUCUAUCUUCUGCCCGCUGCGGGUCUUGCGGUGGUGCCCUUCGUGCUGCCAGCGGGAGCGCCCACUGUGGGGACCCUCUCAGGCCUCAUGUGCAUUGGAGCCAUUGGUGGCCUCUCGUCCCAGAAGACAGCGCAGUUCGGCUUGGCCCUGGGCGUGACUGGCGUGACAGGUGCGAUGUCCAUGACCUUGGCCGCCUUACCGGCUGGGCAGUUAGCGCCGGCCUUGGGCCUCGUCGCAGCCGGCGGUGCCGCUGGUUUCGGCCUGGGCAAGGCCGUGAACCCCAUGGCCUUGCCACAGACGGUGGCAGGCUUCCAUGCCUUGGUCGGUGCCGCCGCCGUGGCCACCUGUUUGGGCAGCCACAUGAUCCACCCGGACGCUAGCGUAGGACACAAGGUCGGGGCGAUGCUGGGAAACGCCAUCGGAGGGAUCACCUUCACUGGCAGCUUGGUGGCCUUCGGCAAAUUGAAUGGGAACAUGAGUUCCAAGCCCUUCAACCUGCCCAACAAGAAUUUGCUGAACCUUGGCAUGGCUGCAUCCCAGAUGGGAAUGCUGGGCCUCUAUUGCGCGACCAGCUCACCUGGCCUCGGCACAGCCUUAAUGUACGGCACGACGGCACUCUCCAGCACGAUGGGCGUUCAUUUGGUGGGCAGCGUGGGCGGUGGCGACAUGCCCUGCUGCAUCACCGUACUGAACUCGUACAGCGGUUGGGCCUUAGUGGCCGAAGGCAUGUUGCUGGGAAGUCCCACCUUGACCGUGGUGGGCUCUUUGAUCGGCUUUAGCGGUGCCAUUCUCACCAAGAUCAUGUGUGAUGCCAUGAACCGCGACAUCAUGAACGUGAUCUUCGGUGGGAUGAGCGUUGCCCCGCCCAAGAAGGGUGGUGCAGUGGAGGAGGUCAAGGAGCACAGGGAGACCAAACCAGAGCAGGUGGCGGAUCUUUUGUUGGACUCGAAAGAGGUGAUGAUUGUGCCUGGCUACGGCAUGGCCGUCUCACAGGCUCAGAGGGCCGUGGCCGACAUUGCCAACUUCCUGAAGGAGAAGGGCAUCAAUACGCGUUUCUCAAUCCAUCCAGUUGCAGGGCGAAUGCCGGGGCAGAUGAACGUGCUCCUGGCAGAGGCUGGCGUGCCCUACGAUUGGGUUUAUGAGAUGGACGAAGUCCAAGAUGAAAUGCCUUCGGUGGACACCUGCCUCGUGGUCGGUGCAAACGACAUUACCAACGAGGCCGCAGAGACGGAUGAGGAGUGCUCCAUCUACGGCAUGCCUGUGAUUAAGGUUUGGGAGGCGAAGAAUUGCAUCUACCUCAAGCGAUCGAUGGCGGGAGGCUACGCCGACCUGGAGAAUCCAGUCUUCUUCCGCGAGACGACUCAGAUGUUGCUAGGCGAUGGCAAGUCGAGCUGCGAGGGCAUCGCGGCGGCCUUGAAGGCCAAGAGUUGAGGCAGCUCUGCCAGUGAAUCCUGAAAUCUGUCCGGAGGUGUUCUAGUCUUAGGUCCAUUGCAGAACCACCCAGUCAUCGAUUGGGGUUUCAG
Molecule: messenger RNA, 3197 nt
Organism: Durusdinium trenchii
Lineage: Eukaryota; Dinophyceae; Suessiales; Symbiodiniaceae
Source: the annotation of a GenBank genome assembly